AGUGAGCUGGACAAGCACGGAACAUGCGCAAAGGUCGCGUUUGGAAGGGUCCUCCAGUAUCCCAUCAUGCCACUGGUUGCUCUGCAGCUGGAUCGCGUGAGAUCCCUUCUGCUGGAAAGAUGGUGGCAGAUGAAAAUAAGGAAAAUGAGAAGCCGGUUGGUGGAAUUGGUGACACUUUGAGUCUGGAAAUCUUGCAGAUCAUUAAGGAAUCCCAGCAGCAGCAUGGAUUGCGUCAUGGUGACUUCCAGCGAUACAGGGGUUAUUGCUCACGUCGUCUACGGCGCCUCCGUAAAACUCUUGGCUUUAAAAUGGGAAAUAGGCACAAGUUUACAGGAAAGAAAGUUUCAGCAGAAAUGCUGACUGACAACAGGUACCUGCUGUUGGUUCUAAUGAAUGCAGAAAGAGCCUGGAGCUAUGCCAUGCAGCUCAAGCAAGAGGCAAACACUGAGCCCCGUAAGCGUUUCCACCUUGUCUCCCGCCUACGCAAGUCUGUGAAGCAUUCUGAAGAGCUGGAGCAUCUUUGUGAAAGUGAACGUGUAGAUGCCAGGACAAAGCUGGAAGCGCAGGCAUACACAGCAUAUCUUACAGGGAUGUUGUUCUUCGAAUUACAGGAAUGGAAGGCUGCGAUGGAGUCAUUUAACAAGUGCAAGACAAUCUAUGAAAAACUAGCAAGUGCAUUUACAGAGGAGCUAGCAGUGCUGUACAAUCAGAGAGUGGAGGAGAUAUCCCCAAAUAUCCGAUAUUGUGCUUAUAACAUAGGUGAUCAAUCAGCAAUAAAUGAACUGAUGCUAAUGAGGUUGAGAUCUGGUGGAACAGGUGGCAUGUUGGCUGAAAAACUUGAGGCAUUGAUCACUCAAACACGUGCAAAGCAGGCAGCUACUAUGAGUGAGGUGGAAUGGAGAGGAAGAACAAUCCCGGUGAAAAUUGAUAAAGUGAGGAUCUUCUUACUUGGACUGGCAGAUAAUGAGGCAGCUGUUGUACAGAAACAACGGGACCAUACAAUGGAAACAGAGUCUGGAAGAGUAUCAAAUCUGCAGUACCUUCACAGCUAUCUGACCUACAUCAAGCUAUCAACUGCUGUGAAACGUAAUGAGAGUAUGGCAAGUGCCUUACAGAAGGCAUUGAAGGAGUCCCCGCAAGAUGAUAGCAAGCGCACACCACGACCACAAGACCUCAUACGUUUGUAUGACAUUAUCUUACAGAAUCUCACUGAGCUAUUACAACUGCCAGGUCUAGAAGACGACAAGAACUUUCAGAAAGAGAUUGCUUUAAAGACCUUAGUCUACAAAGCUUACAGAUGCUUUUUCAUAGCACAGUCAUAUGUCUUGGUGAAGAAGUGGAGUGAAGCACUUGUUCUUUAUGAGAGAGUUCUCAAGUAUGCAAAUGAAGUACAUUCCCAGGCACAGACCUUCAAAAAGGACUUGCCAGAUGUACAGGAGCUGAUUGCUUUGGUGAAUGCAGAGAAAUAUUCUCUUCAGGCAGCUGCAAUCCUGGACACAGAUGAUGCAUCUGAGACAGAAUCACCUUCUCUGGUCAAAGACAGAAAGCCUUUGUCUGAACAACUGGAUGUGUUUCGGUUGGAUCCUUCGCUUGUAAGCAAGCAGGCUAGCCUGGUGAAGUUUCCGCCUGAUUUUCUGCCAAUCCCUUGCAAGCCAUUGUUCUUCGAUUUGGCCCUUAACCAUGUAGCUUUCCCUCCUUUGGAGGACAAAGUGGAACAAAAAGCAAAGAGUGGCCUUACAGGAUACAUAAAGGGCUUCUUUGGCUUCCGUAGCUAGUAACACCUGCACAUUUUUAACAUUGAGCUGUACAGGCUAAUAUUGGCAAUGUUUUUAUUUGAGAAAUCUUUAUUUACCUAUGUCAAACUCCUUUUCUUGCAAACAGCCAUAUGAACACAUCUUUGGAGGGAGGUUGGGAGGGUUCUGAUAUUAUAUGGAAUGAAAAACAACUCAAAAUGUGUUUUGUAUUUUUCUUUGUCCCAUUAUCCUCGCGUUCUAGGGCAGUACAUUGACGUUUAAAUAAAAUCAUCUCAUGAACCUUCUUUUUAUGAAUUUCCAGCCCUGUAAUUUAAUUCUUUGACUCCUGCUUUUUAGUUGAGCUCCGUGGUGAGUUUAAUUUAUCUUUUAAUUUUGUAUACCCAAGGUAAGUGUUUCUCAAAAGAUCAGAUAAGCCUUCCACAAGAGGAUUGAACUAUUUUAUGGGAGACUUGAGCUAGUCAGAAAAUGCUGUAUACUUGAAAUCAACACUAAACAGUUACAUUUUACGUGGAAUUUGGUUGAAUUCAGGAUAAAAGUCAAUGCAUGUGUGAGUAUUUAUAUGCAAGCUAACAGUAAAAAAUGUACUAAGCCAUAGUUUCAUCAUUUCAAAGAGUUUGUGUUGAGAAUAGUCUGCAUCUUUGCAGUGCAAGUGCAGCAUGUGCAUUUUUUUAAUCUAUAGAGGACGUUGAAUGAUUUUUUUUGUGUCUUAAGGGAGGCUCUGCAUGACAAAAGUCUGAGAAUCUGUGCCUUAAAUGUAAGCACAUCUUUUAUUGGUUGGACUGAAAAGUCUUUUCUUCAGGGGUAUAGAAAACUUUAAUUGUUGUAAUGUAUGAUUAAUUUGCAAGUCAGCUUUUGAUCUGUAAAACUGAUCACAGUAAAAAAAAAAAAAAAAAAAAAGUGUGCUGCAGCACAAAACCUACAUCAGGCUGUAUUGGUGUCGGGUAUUUGACUUCACAGACUGUUUAAAAUCAUUUUGUGUACAUCAGUUGUCUGUCUAUGCGUUUGUUCUUUUCCAGAUAUAGUAUUGAUGUUAAAGUUCAAAUAGUUUUGAGAAACAGUGAAGAUUAUACUUUUUUUUUUAGUAUUUUAGUUGUACUGUUUACUCAUUUAUUUUUCCUAUGACCACAUCCCCAAAAUGAUGCCGUGGCAGGUAGUGGGCAGUGAUGUACAUAUACCAGCAAGGUAUUCUGGUUUCUCAUAAACAACUUAGAAGAGCAGCUACUUUACUUACUUUGAGGUUUCACUACAUAAUCACAUAUGCUGAUUUUCAGUGUAUGGUGUUCCACUUACAAGGUGGUUAAUAACUUGUCUUUUUCGUAAACAUAAGACUUCCCUGUUGCUGCAGUUAAAUGCUAGCUUCUGAUUUAGUGAAACAUUGUGGAUUUUUUUCAUGCUUUCAUGGCAGUAGUUUUUAGCUCCAAGAAAAAAAAAUAAAGUAGGCUCCCUUUGUGAACAAAACAAAUUAAAAAAAAUUACGUUUUUGUAUUCGAACUAUGGAGUGAGUUGUUAUAGAUGGUACAGAUGUUCUAUCCAGCUCCAAAGGUUUGUUACUUUGAUCUGCUUCAGAAGAUGCAGGCACUAAAUACAAUUUUGCUUCAUUCUUUGUACUCUGUGUUUUACUGUUCCCUCAAUAUUACAGUGUAAACCAUUGUAGAAUAAUUUAUUUUUCCUUUGCUUAUGUGCCUGAUAAAAAUAGUACUGCAAUCAUAUUUAUUGCAAUUUUUUGUUUUCUAAAUUAAAAUCUGUUUUGUUUUAGACUCCUAAACGUGGAACAUACAGCUUUCCCCACACUGCUUUAAGAAUCCUUAGUAUUGCAUUCUUUAAAACAUUUAAAUAUAUAUUAUUGCUUCAUGUGCUUUUUUUGUGUGUGUGGGAGGGGUAAUCAUCAUAAGCAAACUAAGUAACUACAAAUGAUGCACGUCACUGCUGCAGUGUCAUUCUUGAUCUAUGGAAAUUAACCACUGGUUGGCAUCCUGAUUUUCAGACACCCCCACUGUUAAGAUGAACUCAUCUUCCUGGCUAAAAUGUCAGUAAAAUAUCAGAUCAAGAAGGAAAGCGCCCGUACCACAUUUCAUUUUUGCUACAAGAAGAGAAUGUUCAGUACAUAUGUCUGUCAACCUGUUCUAGAUGAAUGAUAUGUCCUAAUUUGGGAAAUGCUUGUCUAAACUGUUUUGUAAUAUUUCAUCUGCAUUAUGACAUUGAAGGAGUUCUACUUCUACCACCAGACAGUAGCCAGGCCCUGACAUCAGAUGCCUCAAACUUUGCUUGGAAAUUAUGUACUAAUUACAGAAGGUCCAGGGUAGGUGGAGCACUACAUUGUUGGGCAAACAUGUAAAUGAAAGAAAUAACUCUGAUCCAUGCUCAGCAGGCAUUCAAGACAUAUUUUGGUACAUAAAUGUGCAGGAGGGCAUUGCUUGGGACCUGGUCUCACAACAAAGGCUGCACCUCCUGUUCAGAUGCAGUCCUGUUACACUGGAACUCCCUAGUAGGCAACAUCAGUUGAACCUCCUGCAGUCUCCAUUAAUGAAAACUUAAUAGAAUAGUUUUCCAAGAUCUAGAUCAGAGUUGAAGAACACCAGGAAUAUGUCCGGUCUUUAUCACAAGGUAAUUACUUGGAAAAGCUCUGUUAGGUUUCCAGGCAUCAGAGCAGGGACAGUGAACACUUGUUUUCCUUUUUGUGGAUAGGGUUCAUAGGUAAGUAGUAGGCAAUCAGUUUGCAGACUAUUUCAAGCCUUGCCAAAAAUCCGUAUUCAAAAUUUCCCUCUAGCAUCAAGGAGAGCAAGCCAAGCUAAACCAACAAAGGGAGUUUGAGGCUGCCCAUCCAAUUAUCUAGGUUAACCCUAAAAGUGACAAGGGUGCUUCACUGCUUCCUUCCUUUAUGAGACUCCCCAACACACACACACACACACACACACACACACCUUGGUGUACUCCCAAGUGUACUCGAGAAGACAAGAAAAAAAAAAAGGCAGGGCUUAGUAUAAUGUCAUUCCAUCUGGGAUGCCUUAUGUUCUAGUAACUCAUUCAGUUGAACAAAGAGAGCUUAUUGCCACUAAUGAAUGUGUGCACCAUGCUAACACAGCAAAAUGGAUUGUUGGUGCAUCUGUACCUUAAAAGCCUAAUGCUGGCAGCAUGAUUAGUCCCAGGCUAGUAGGGUUCAGAGGAUACAUCUGUAGAGAAGUGCUAUGUAUCCAGUUUAUUACAGUAAUAGACUAGAGUCCUUGAGAUAUUCGCUGAGGUUAUAAUUCUUGCAGCUAAAGAUGAACCUGUCUGCUCUUGAUGCUCUUCUCCCCAUGGCUCUCCAUAGUCCUCUCACUCUGCAGUCACUCAGCUUUUGAAGGAAAUCAUGCACUUUAGCUUCGCUGGCAAGCCUGUUCUUCCUGCUUGGAACUUUAAUUUUCCAGCGAAAAAAAGCUGCCCCCCCCCCCCCCCUUGCUGCAUUUGAGUCUAUUGCCUCAGUGACACUUAAGUUUUUAUCCCAGAAAACCUUUUAGUGAAUAUUACCCCAUGGAGGAUAGGGGGAGCCUUAGAACUAAUACCUCCUUUAUACCAAAAACAAUGUCAGAAUUGGUUAUGAAUCAAACAGUCCAGCUACCACUAUUUUUGUAAACCUCAACAGAAGAGGGGAAAAGGAUGUUGCAGCUAGUGAAGGAACAUAGGCAUUUGCAGUGUGUAGAGUAAACAAACAACAUCAGACAGACUGAUCAGCUUUAUCUUCAUUAUGCCAGGUGAGGAAGGCAAACUAAUGUAAAACAGCAGCUCUGUUAAUGGCCGGCUAACUUCAUUGUGCUGUGAUCACCAUGGAAAAACAGAAGGUCAAAUAAGAUCACAGUCACAACAGCUUUAUUUAACUGUCGCAGGGCAUCUGUGAGAAGCCAGUUGAGCCACCAUUCCCACCUUUUCCAAGCGCUACAUGCUGGACAUUCAGUCCAGAAGUAAGCAGAGCUUACCAUUAUGGGUACUACAGGACAUGUUAUCAACACCCCUUCAGGUCUGGGACCAACCUGCCUUCUUGGCAGCUAACUUUAACACUGUUCCUGUAUAUAAAGAAUGAUACUACAGUGGUGAUCCAUACAAUAAGAAUAAUAAAAUUCAGGCCUUGAAGGACAGCAGGGGCCUUUAGGAACUGCACUAUUCUGUUACUGUGGAGGGAGUAAAGAUUAGGUUCUAGCCUGUCUCCAAUACUUAUUGCAUUUUAAUCAAGACACACACACACCUUUAAGGAGGGAGACCAGAGACACCCUUACCAGUGUCUGGGUAGCAGCAUGGUACCAGACCUAUAAACUGCAGACACAAGGGCAUACUUGUUGGUCUCUUAUUUAACCAGAAAAAGAGCUUAAGUUGACAGAAGCUGUUUUGUUUAGUCACACACCAUACUGAUGUCCUGGACAGGAAUAGCAGUUCUUUUCUGCUUGGGGGAUAUUCAGAAAUUCUGGUUGUGAAGGUAGAAAGGCUGAUAUUCUUUUGCGGCUAAUUCCAUUCCCUUGGAUGAGAAGUGAUACUGCAACAGUAACCCUGUUUGAACAUCAGUGUUUUUUUUUUUUAUAUUGUGAGCUUACUCACACAUUUGUUUUUUAUUGUGAGUGUACUCACAGAGCUGCACUGUUAAUUUACAUUUCUGGUUGCAUCAAAAUAAUGAACAUUCAGGCCACAGAAAAAGCAUAAGAUAUUGCUUCCAGAAGCUUUUGUCUUAGGUUCAAAAUAAGUGACACCAUUAAUGCAGUAUGGAGCAUUUUGUGAAUAGUAGUUAUUUGUUUAAAAUGAAAAGGCUGCCAGUUUAUGUUCUUGGAUGGUUAGCCUUUAAGGGUAAAAGCGUUGAUAGAAUUGAUUUGUAUAAUAUACAAAAAUGUGUUCCACAAUCAUAGAAGAAAAUAUAUAUUUACGGAUAUGUAUCAUACAAGUUUAUUUUUAUGCUUGUGGCAGUAAAUAUUGCUGAAAGAUCAUGAAAGAAACUGUUAGCCCAAAGUUCUGUAAAAAGAAAUAAAAGUGCUAUAUUUA
This is a messenger RNA of Protopterus annectens (West African lungfish), 6752 nucleotides long. It is a transcript of the gene SRP68, whose product is annotated as signal recognition particle 68. Gene Ontology annotation, biological process: SRP-dependent cotranslational protein targeting to membrane. Gene Ontology annotation, molecular function: endoplasmic reticulum signal sequence receptor activity; 7S RNA binding; signal recognition particle binding. NCBI's taxonomy places the organism in Eukaryota, Metazoa, Chordata, Ceratodontiformes, Protopteridae. Gene Ontology annotation, cellular component: signal recognition particle, endoplasmic reticulum targeting. The record is from RefSeq and is a predicted model, not a curated record.